Molecule: messenger RNA, 534 nt
Organism: Benincasa hispida (wax gourd)
Lineage: Eukaryota; Viridiplantae; Streptophyta; Magnoliopsida; Cucurbitales; Cucurbitaceae
Source: RefSeq, a predicted model, not a curated record
AUGGAGAAGGAAAUGCUCGCAGUGGUAUUUGCACUGGAGAAAUUACGACAGUACUUAAUCGAAACAAACGUUGUGGUGUAUACUGAUCACUCUGUGAUCAAUCUGAUGACAAAGAAGGAUGCAAAACCAAGGCUGAUACGGUGGGUAUUGUUUCUGCAAGAGUUUAACCUAGAAAUCAAAGAUCGAAAGGGCACUGAGAACCUAGUUGUUGAUCAUCUGUCAAGAUUGGAAAAUUGUGAGGUUCAAGGGAGAGAAAAAGAUAUUGAGGAAAGAUUCCCCGAUGAGCUGCUGAUGUCAGUAGAUAUUAAUGUUCCCUGGUAUGUGGACAUUGUGAACUUCAUUGUUUGUGGGAAUUUGAAGUCUCGCUGGUCUGGGCCAUUUCGAAUCAAGACUAUCUUUCCUUAUGACGUAGUGGAACUAAAAACUUUAGAUGGGAACGACGCGUUUAAAGUCAAUGGUCAACGGAUUAAGCCUUACUACGGAGGCAACAUAGAUCGAUGCAUGAAUACCAUUGACUUGGGCAAGCAGGAUUAA